AUGAGCACCCCAGCCGUGCCCCAGGACCUGCAGCUGCCCCCGAGCCAGAGGGCUCAGCCCGCGUUCAGAGAACAAAGAAGACAAAAACUCAAGGAACAUAUGUUAAAAAGAAAAACUAUUUUUGCAUACAAACAGGAAAAUCACAUACCCAGUAGUAGAGACCAGAAAGCGAUGAACUCUGAGGGCCAAGUCCACGAAGAGACAAAAGUUCUGAAAUUUAAAACAAAAAUGGCUGGUAAAGAAAAUGUCAGUAGACCUCCUGGGAACAAAAAUCAUAUAACAAUGGGAAAAAAUUGUAUUCCUUUAAGACCUUCUAAUGAAUUAACCAGUUCAACAAUAGCAGUUGACACACAUAAUUUUGAGGAUAAUAAUCAAAUGGGACAGUCUGUACCCAUUAAAGAUGACCCUCAAAGUCAACACAUGACAUUAAGCCAAGUGUUUCAUCUUAAAAACAACAAUCAAAAGAAACAAAUAUCCAUAGAAAAACCAAAGCAAGAUGCUAACAUGUCCAAGAAGCUUGUGCUUGGGUCUUACCGUGGCCAAAUUGUUCAGUCUAAGAUUAAUUCAUUUAGAAAGCCCCUACCAGUCAGAGAUGAGAGUUCUGCAACAACGAAGAAGCCUUCAGCUGCUGUCCCUAAAGACCCAGAGCCUCCACCCACGGACACUCGAAGUGCAACAGUGAGAAGUGAUAGAGCCCCAAACGUGGUGACCACCACUAAACUUGGGAGCAUUGCAUCUCAGGACAGACAGCUGGUGCGGCCUCCUAUCAGAAGUCACUUCGACAGUGCUCAGGACGCUGUGAAACGGGGCAUCAGGCGAGCCACUGCCAAUGUUACAAUCCGGAAAGGGCCUCGGGAGAAAGAAUUACUGCAAUCAAACACGGUUUCAUUUAGUGCCAAAACCAGUUCUCAGGAUGUAGAGAGAAAGAAGACACUGUCAAGAAGCCUGACUUCUGAAACUGUAGCCAGGCCUGCUUCGUCUUCUAACACCAAACUGAUACAGAAAUCAAAAAGCAUUGACCCUCGCAGACACACUAUAGCAAAAGCAACUCUUGAUAGAUCAGCUCAGCCCAAAGAAACCACAGAAGAGAGAAAAGCUCGUCUGAGUGAGUGGAAAGCUGAUAAGAGAAAAGUGCUGAAAAGGCCUCCUAGCUCAGUGGUUGUCCAGCCUGAGCCUGAAGGGCAAAACGAAAACUCAGUUGGGUCCUUUUGGACGACCAUGGUAGAAGAAGAUGAACAAAGAUUAUUUACUGAAAAAGUAAACAAGACAUUUUCGGAAUGCCUAAACCUGAUUAAAGAGGGGUGCCCAAAAGAAGAAAUAUUGGUCAUACUGAAUGACCUGAUUAAAAAUAUUCCAGAUGCCAAAAAACUUGUUAAAUAUUGGAUAUGCCUUGCACGUAUUGAACCGCUCACAAGUCCUAUUGAAAAUAUUAUCACAAUCUAUGAGAAAGCUAUUUUGGCAGGGGCUCAGCCUAUUGAAGAGAUGCGACAUGCAAUUGCAGAUAUUCUAACAAUGAAGAGUCAAGAAAAAGUGAAAUAUGGAGAAAAUAUUGAGGCUUGUGCAACUAAGGAAUACAUCCAAGAAGUCGACAGUGAAGAUAUAGGUGUUAAUCUAGAGUCAGGAAGACCAGAAAUGGAAAAGAAACCUAGAAAUGUGGUAUUUCAAGAUGGUGAAAAAGAGGAAGAUGACAAAACAAAAGAUCCAACCAAUGAUGUUAAAACCCCCAGUACAGAAACCAGGGGCAGUUGCUUAAUUAAAUAUAAUGUGUCUACUACACCAUACCUACAAAGUGUAAAAAAGAUCCAGUUUGACAACACAGAUACUACAUUUAAAGAGCUAAAGUUUCUAACACCAGUUAGACGUUCUCGACGUAUUCAAGAGAAGACUUCUAAAUUGCCAGAUAUGUUAAAAGACCAUUAUCCAUGCGUGUCAUCACUGGAGCAGUUAACAGAGUUAGGAGGUGAAACCGAUGCUUUUGUAUGCCGUCCGAAUGCUGCACUAUGCCCCAUGUACUCAGAGGCUGGAACAGCACAGGACAAAUAA
Molecule: messenger RNA, 2043 nt
Organism: Odobenus rosmarus divergens (Pacific walrus)
Lineage: Eukaryota; Metazoa; Chordata; Mammalia; Carnivora; Odobenidae
Gene: CKAP2
Product: cytoskeleton associated protein 2
Exons: 9
Coding region: 1-2043 (680 amino acids)
Biological process (GO): negative regulation of microtubule depolymerization
Cellular component (GO): microtubule cytoskeleton
Source: RefSeq, a predicted model, not a curated record